CCCACUCAUGCACGAAUAAUGCCCUCCUCCGACUACUCCUCCGCCAUAGGCGGUGGGCUCAAGCUCAAAGGCUCCUCAUCCGGAAUCGACAAAUCGAAAAAGAAAAAGAAGAAAUCCUCAAAACCCAACACCGAAGCAGACAACAACGAGAAGACAGCAACCAAAGACUCCGAAACCUCACAAUCCGCCCUCCAAAAAGCCCUCGCAGACACCGACGAUACCUCCAAAUCCCCCGACGCGACAGAAAUCACCACGUACGGUAAGACGGAAGCGCAACGGAGAUAUGAAGAGCGGAGGAAGAAAAGACUCGAGGAACGACUCCAACGCGAAGGCGUCAAAACGCACAAAGAGCGCGUGCAAGAAUUGAACAAAUACCUCUCGACACUCUCCGAGCACAACGACAUGCCACGAAUCGGACCGGGCUAAGACGAAUGAUGGGACCAAGAAAGAGGAGAAUGCGAUCAUCGUGGGUUAGUACGUGUUGGAAAUGGCAGCAGGUAAAAGAGAUACGCUCAAAGAGGCAAUGCUGCAGGACGUACGCGAAAGCGAGACAAAGUUGGUAUUCGAAUGCUCAGGCACUGGACCUACACGUAUGUGCUGAGAUGACGAGGAGCUCAGACACGCAUGGUGGAGAAGGAACAUGCUCACCACCUGGAAAACCCCCGGCAGUCCGCAUCACAGCACUCGUGGACGUUUCCCGAGCAACACUCCUCUGGUCAACGUGCCACUUUCACCAGAGAAAUGCCGCCAUGCACGCGACAGCUCACAUUAGCUCACAGAACGCGGGAACGAGAAGAUUAUUGGCAAGCUCAGCGGGUCCAUCAAGCAGAUAUGUACGUUGCCCUUUUCAUCACAACCGCGCAUCGCUCAUUACAACCUCGAACCCAGGAA
Molecule: messenger RNA, 891 nt
Organism: Cercospora beticola
Lineage: Eukaryota; Fungi; Ascomycota; Dothideomycetes; Mycosphaerellales; Mycosphaerellaceae
Source: RefSeq, a predicted model, not a curated record